Aspergillus wentii DTO 134E9 is the source of this 1937-nucleotide messenger RNA. Its product is annotated as LSB5 family protein. Lineage: Eukaryota; Fungi; Ascomycota; Eurotiomycetes; Eurotiales; Aspergillaceae. Bases 297 to 1520 code for a protein of 407 amino acids. Gene Ontology annotation, biological process: endocytosis; actin filament organization; actin cortical patch localization. The record is from RefSeq and is a predicted model, not a curated record. Gene Ontology annotation, cellular component: actin cortical patch. Gene Ontology annotation, molecular function: phosphatidylinositol binding; ubiquitin binding. The transcript is spliced from 5 exons.
GCAAGCAUCCACGCCGUCGAUCAACGCCAAGACAAUACGGCCUGACGACAACGGCGUCUAACACGUCACUGUCUGCUAUCUCGCCCAUAACUCCAGGUACUCAGUGUUGAACAGCGCCACCAUUGUGCUCUUGAAUUCAGCGAUCCUAUGCGUUAUUCUAUAGACGAGAUUUCGCCGGGUUGAAUAUUGAUCCAUGGGAACUGACCCUGGGGAGUCCUAGCUGUUUGUUGACACCGACGCAGAUGUUCGGAGAAUAGACAUAGUCCUCCAGGGAAGGUCGUUAAGCAAUCUUUAUAAUGUUUCAUUCAUCUAAACCUUACUCCGCUGUGACUGCGCAGAUCGAAGUCCUCACCAGUGAACAAUAUGAGGUCGAGGACUCCAGCGGGAUCGUUGAUCUUAUCGAGGUCGUGCGCAUACAGGACACUGGCCCGACUGAAGCAAGCCGUGCCUUGCGCAAGAAACUCAAAUAUGGAAAUCUCCACCGUCAACUAAGAUCACUCACUAUUCUUGACUUUUUGAUCCAAAACACAGGGGAUCGUUUCUUGCGAGAAUUCGCAGAUGAGAUGCUGCUGGAACGACUGCGGAUCGCUGCUACAGAUCCUGUUUCUGAUCCCUUGGUGAAGCAAAAGUGCAAGCAGCUCUUUGGACAAUGGGCAGUGUCCUACAAGACCACUCCUGGCAUGGAAAGGGUGGCGGGUCUUUACAGGCAGCUGCCGAAACGCAAACAACCCGCUAGUCAAGCCAAGGCCAAGGUUCUUCGGGAGUCUGGCACUUCUGAUGAGCCCCCGAUGGGCCACACUGUUUCCAUUUCUGCCGGUAAUGGGCCAUCGACUGUUGUCGGUGGAUCCAAGAGCAAAAGUAAAGCUAAGAAGAAGGAGAAAGAAAAGGAAAAGGAGAAGGAGAGGGAGAGGAAGUUUCGUGAGAGAUCCUUCAACUUGGAGAAAGAAAAACCAGAGAUUCUACAGACCCUGGCCUCUUCUUCCGUCGCCAGUACCAAUCUUCUGAAUGCACUUAAACUUGUCAACCGCGAGACUCACCGGGUGAGUGAAGAUGCUGAGGUUCUCAACCGGUUUGAGACUUGCAAGCAGCUUAGGCGUCAAAUUCUUCGAUAUAUUCAGCACGUGGAGAGUGAGGAAUUCCUGGGCAGCCUUAUCCACUCCAAUGAAGAGCUUGUCACGGCUCUCAUGGCAUUCGAAGUCCUGGACAAGAGCGUUGAUUACGACAGCGACAGUGACCAGGAUGUUCUUGAAUCUGGCUGGAAUCCCGACAAAUAUGAUGUGCAAGAGUCAUUUGCGGGGCUCAGUGUUAAUCCUCCUAAGCCGCCACGUCCUCCUAGGCCUAUGAGCUUAUCAGUUCCUUCGUCUUCACAUCGCGUUAUUCCUCACGACGACGACAGUGAUACCGAGACAGAGUCGGACACGGAAUCAGACGAUGAUGACGAAAACAAUCCUUUUGGCGAUCGAAAUGCCAUCUGUACACCUAGAAUUGGGACAUCUGGUCCUACUUGGAGGGAGGUUUGAAAUCUGAAGCAGCCCAAUUGAAGUGCAGCUGCAGAUUACGUGUUGAGCACAGUCGAAUCAGCAUAGGCAUAGUGCGUUAUUCUGGGAAAUGCAUUAUCUCUUUAUUUUCUUUGUUAUAUGUUUGGAGCAAGCGUCUGAGAUAGACAUAACUCACCGUUAUUCUUCACCGGAUGGAGGUUGAUGUAGAAUGAUAUGGACUGGCGCCUCUGGAAUGGAUGGCUGAGGGUUUGCUAUGUUAGGGUAUGUUUUCCAGCGACGUAUGAUUUGAAUAAACCACAUGACCUUGUAACAUAUCACCAGCAUUGUAUACUAGUCAGUGGAUUGGUGAGCGUAGAUCCAUAGAUCAUGUAGGAUAGACCACAACCACAGUUAACAAUACUGGCUGAAACCGGAUAUAAGACGAUAAAUCCACUAGAC